Molecule: messenger RNA, 1008 nt
Organism: Kwoniella botswanensis
Lineage: Eukaryota; Fungi; Basidiomycota; Tremellomycetes; Tremellales; Cryptococcaceae
Exons: 1
Coding region: 1-1008 (335 amino acids)
Source: RefSeq, a predicted model, not a curated record
AUGUCUCGUUCACCUGCAGCUUCACACUCACGCUCACCCUCGACCCAAGCUGAGGCAGGUCCAUCACGCCAAACUCGAAACACCUCUCGAACGAUAACGGUUGAUGACGGGAUCCCGCCUUCAGAUGUAGACCAAGAUCUGGACGAGCUAAACUCAAAGUCGGGUCAAUCGUCGCCUCAUCAUGAUAUUGUAUCGUCCGACCCUCUGGCAUUCAGCGAGGGAGGUAGUUCGAUAAUUAUCAAGAAGGAUUUACCUAAUCACAUAGAAGGACAUGAGGAUGAAUGUGAAUAUGAAUAUGGAAGGACUGAGAAAUUGUUGAAUGAAAGUAGACAUGCAAAAAGGGAAGGAUCAAAGAAACUUGUAUCCCACUCACGAGAGGGGUCGUUAUUCACUUCGAAACCAUUGUGCGGACGUGAUGACGAGAAUGAACGAUCGAAGAUCUCAGUAAAGUCGAUAUCUCGUCAUCAAUCCAAAGGUUCAUCAAUCAUCCAUCUCCCUAGCACUAACACUCGCAAGAAAAGAAACAGAUCGCCUUCCAAGGUGAAUGAUCAUAAUAAACCUAUCAUCAUCGACUCUGAUUCGGAUCUAGUAUCAAACUCUCACAGGAGAAGACCUAUUGUAGACAUACCUUUGAUGCCUUUGAACGACAUUCGAACGUAUCUACACCUCAGGAGAGAUACUGAAAACCCUACUGAGAGAAGUAGAAGGAAGUUACCUGGUCUGAUCUCCGAGUCGGAAUUUCGCUCUUCAAGUGAAGGUUCUUCUGUCGUGAUCAUCAACGAGAAGAGGCGUAGAGAGUCUUCUGUCUCAUAUGGAUAUGAAGAUGGAGAUGGGGAUGGAGACGGAGAGAUGAGCGAAGAUGAAUCCGAUAUGGGGAGCGACGAGAUCGCGUUAAGAAGGAGUGGAAGAUCCGGAAUGAAGAAUGGCAGAAGAGGGUCAUAUGAAGAUGAUGGUGAUAGUGAAAUUGCUGAAAGGACCAGAGCCAGACGACCGAUUGUGAGUUUCUGA